Molecule: messenger RNA, 1153 nt
Organism: Sander lucioperca (pikeperch)
Lineage: Eukaryota; Metazoa; Chordata; Actinopteri; Perciformes; Percidae
Product: T-cell surface glycoprotein CD3 epsilon chain
Exons: 7
Coding region: 141-662 (173 amino acids)
Biological process (GO): positive thymic T cell selection; cell surface receptor signaling pathway
Cellular component (GO): external side of plasma membrane; alpha-beta T cell receptor complex
Molecular function (GO): transmembrane signaling receptor activity
Source: RefSeq, a predicted model, not a curated record
CGCACACACACACACACACACACACACACACACACACACACACACAGCAACACUUCAACAGACGGAGACUGGAUGCUUUGACAACAGGGACACGGCAGCUCUUUACUUUCUCUAGCAGAACUCAGAGGAGUAAACACACGAUGAAAUGUCAAUUAGUUUUGCCAGCCUGUUUGCUGCUGCUUUGGACACUGACAGCAUCUGUCAGUUGUAAAGAUGUUAAGAUUACAGUGAAAGAUGUCUCUAAUCAGUUUACGUUGGCUUGUGGGGACAACCUUAAUAUAACAUUUAACGAACAGUACAUGGACAAACCCGUGCCAUACGACGAUGUGUACACAGGGGAGUACACAUGCAUCAGUGCAGAUAACAAAGAAGAAUCAAAGAUCUAUGUGAAAUUUCGGACCUGUAACAACUGCAUAGAGCUCGACGUGCCUUCAAUAGUGGGAAUAGUCAUUGGAAACGUGGCAGCUACGAUUGUGAUAGGAGUGGCUGUCUAUCUCACUGCAUCUCAGAACCGGAUCGGUCCAAACACUGCUCACAAGAAAAAUCCUGAUAGACCGCAAUCUGGUCCACAUGAACCAAGCAGCAGAGCUCCCUAUCAGCCUUACGAGCGUCUGCAACAUCAUCAGAAAGACGAGUAUGAUAAACUUAAUAACAGAAAAUAAAAGGCGAUCUGGCUCGCAGCCUGGGAUGCAAACCCCCCAACCGCCCAGCUGACAACAUACUCUCCAUGUUUUCCUUUGCAACUCAAACAUCUGCAGGAGGGAAAAGUCUGGUAUCUGGGAUGGGUGUUGCUCCUCCCUAAUGUAAUUUGCGCUGUAUAAAACUGUUUUAGCUUUUUUUCUUAUCAUUUAGCUUCACCAUGCCUGUAAGACAUUGCUCUUAAAUAAAAGACCACUCACAUAAUGAGUAACUGUUAACCUUCUGUAUGUAAUAGUUCAGUGUUUCAGUCUUUGUUCUUGUUUUGGUAGUAUUUUAUUCAAUGUUGUAUUUUCAUUCAUUAUCUAUGUUUUUUUCUCUUUCUGUACUGUAAGUAGGGCUACAGCCACCUCAUAUCAUGACUUAAAAAUAAAGUGUUUAUUGUUAUGAUGCAAAAUAAAGAAUUGAGGAAAAAAAGUGUGCUGUCUUGUCAUGCUGGUAGCUAUAACCAGUGUUG